AUGACAGCGUCGUGCGAUUUCCUGCUAUGCUUCUCACUUGACCAGGUCCCUCCUCCGAGACCGGCUAUGCUUGUCAUCUUCUCUACCCCAGCAGGAAUAUGUGUUUACCGGGUUCGCCAUGGACGAUCUGUAAACCUCAUCAACGUCCCUCCCUCUCGCCUCGCGAGUAGUCAAGUACAUUUUGCAUCACGGACUAUCACGGAAUUCGAAGUUGAGUUGGGGGAGGGCGGUGGCCUUUGUGCGCUGAAUAGUGCCCAAAGGUUAAAAGUUGGAUUUGCGAGCUGCUUUGCAUGUGGGGCAAAUGCGCAACUAUGCCGUGCUCAUCCCUGGCUCGGUUGA
Molecule: messenger RNA, 339 nt
Organism: Melampsora larici-populina 98AG31
Lineage: Eukaryota; Fungi; Basidiomycota; Pucciniomycetes; Pucciniales; Melampsoraceae
Exons: 3
Coding region: 1-339 (112 amino acids)
Source: RefSeq, a predicted model, not a curated record